Messenger RNA from Lathyrus oleraceus (garden pea), 1338 nucleotides. RefSeq lists its product as uncharacterized. Lineage: Eukaryota; Viridiplantae; Streptophyta; Magnoliopsida; Fabales; Fabaceae. The coding region runs from base 1 to 1338 and encodes 445 amino acids. The record is from RefSeq and is a predicted model, not a curated record. The transcript has 2 exons.
AUGAAUCCCGAGAGAAAGAACAUCCAUAAUUACAAGUUUGUGGAACCUCAGUUGGCUGUCUUGAGAGGACUUGAGGAACGUUUAGAUAUGGAACACAAAGAUGAUUUCAAAGAGGCUUAUGGCAACCUAUUCGGAAUUCUAAACACCGAAGUUAACAUUACUGUUGUGCACACUCUGUUGCAAUUCUACGAUACCCCACUAAGAUGCUUUACUUUCCAAGAUUAUCAUUUGGUGCCUACAUUGGAAGAGUACUCACAUAUUCUGGGUAUUAGAAUCAAGAACCAAGUGCCUUACAUUCGCACUAAAGAACUUCCUAAAUAUCAAGACCUUGUUGAAGCUCUACACAUAGGAAAGAAGGAAGUAGAGCUGAACUUGAAGCCUAAGGGUGGAAUUCAUGGCUUCACCUCUAAGUUUCUAGUGGACAAAGUUAUUGCCUUCGCCGAAGCUAGGCGUUGGACGACCUUCAAUGCCAAUCUAGCUUUACUUAUCUAUGGGAUCGUAUUGUUUCUAAAUAUGGAGGAAUUCUUAGACCUGGAAGCCAUUCAUAUCUUCCUGACUCAGAAUCCUAUUCCUACUCUUCUCGUUGAUACUUACUACUCCAUCCAUGUGAGGACUCAGAAGAAGAAAGGGACAAUCGUCUGCUGCACCCCUUUGUUGUAUAGAUGGUUUAUUUCGCAUCUACCCAACAAAGGCCCUUUUGUUGAGAACAAAGAAAACUUGAAGUGGUCCCAGCGGAUCAUGUCCUUGAAAGCCGAAGACAUUUCUUGGUAUUCUCGAGUUUACGAUGGUGUUAAGCUUAUCCUCAAUUGUGGGGAUUUUCCUAAUGUACCUCUUCUUGGGGUCGAAGAGCCAGAAUUGAUAAAUAAGAUUGUCAAGGCUUGGGGAGCAAUUUGUCCUCAAGGAAGAGCAGAGAUGGGAAAUAAGAAUUGUAUCGCCAAGGAAGCUUACACCAGUUGGGUCAAAGGAAGAGUUAGUGAGAUUUUUUUGUCGUUCCCGCCCGAACCGUCCAUGAACGUCCAGUCUCUUGAACCAGUGAACCAUCCAAAUUCUGAAGUUGAUGAAUUGAAGAAGGUUUUCAAUACCCUAGAGAAAGAGAAUGCUGAUCUCAAAUCUAGGCUUGGUAAGAUCUCUUUGGAGAAAGAAACCCUGAAGUUCAAUCUAAAUCAGAAUAGAGAUCGAGUUCUUCAAGCAAAUGAUGAGGUACAGACAGAGGUAUUCAAAAGACUCAAAGUGGGUGACACACUCAAAGGCACUUAUGCUAUUUUGACAACCAAAAAGAAGCUAUUAGCCGAAGCUAAAUACCGUGUCAGCAAAAUGGAACUCGAACACAUGGAAUAG